Molecule: messenger RNA, 1389 nt
Organism: Necator americanus (New World hookworm)
Lineage: Eukaryota; Metazoa; Nematoda; Chromadorea; Rhabditida; Ancylostomatidae
Exons: 12
Coding region: 1-1389 (462 amino acids)
Cellular component (GO): cytoplasm
Source: RefSeq, a predicted model, not a curated record
AUGAAUAGUGCGUCAGAUGAAGGGAGUGAGAAGAGAAGCGAACAAGGAAAAGAGUGUCGCUACGAUGGAUGGAAGAGGUUGGCGGGGGGAGAUGGGGCGAAUCGGCGAACCGACCGACCGACCGACCGACUGAGCGACGACGACGACGACGACGGGGACGGACGGACGGACGAACGAACGACCCGCCGAGCGACCGACCGACCGACCGACCGACCGACCGUGCAAGCGCGAGCGACGGGCGACGACGACGACGACGGGCCCAUCUCCGCCGAGGAACAGCAAGCGAUCCAUGAUUUAAGGACAAUUCUUCCAUCAAUUGAAUGUCUGGAAGACUCAUACAUUCUACGAUGGCUUCGAGCUAAGGAUCAACGUUUCGAUGAGACCGCGGAUGCGUUGAAGAAGCACGUGACGUUUCGAAAAGCAUGGGAACUUGAUUCGAUCGCUUCAUGGGAAGCACCGGAGUGUUUGGAAAAGUACUGUGGUUAUGGAUUCUUGUCCGAUAAAGAUGGUCGACCAAUCCUUAUGUCGUUGCUGGGGAAUAUGGAUGUUGAAGGAAUGUUGAAGUCAGUGGCAUCGUUGGAUUACAUAAAAUUCUCGUUAGCAGCUAUCGAGAAGGGUCUACAACUCUGUAGUCAAAAAGCAAAACAGACGGGACGACCAUUCGAGCAAAUGAUGCUCGUGUUCGAUUUGGAUCAUAUUGGAUCAGCACAUUUUUCAUGCAAACAAUUUGCAAGUUCAUUCACCACCUUGGUCACAUUAUUUCAAGAACACUAUCCACUUGUUUUAAGGAAGAUUUUGAUAAUCAGGGCACCAGAAAUGGCACGGAUCGCCUACGCCUCCAUAACCGCUAUUCUCAGUGAUCCUAUCACAAGGCUGAUAGAGAUGCCAUCAGAGGCAGACUGGAAAUGGGCGCUGGCACAGUAUGUGAACUUGGACGGUUGGCCAAUUCAUUGGGGAGGAAAUAGGUCGGAAAAUGGCGAUCCGAAAUGCCCAGCUACCAUUCGAUAUGGUAUGGGCCCAGUUCCAUCCGACUACUUCGUUGAUCCAAAAACAGCUAUGCCAGACUAUGACCAAUUGACUACAGUUUACGCUGGAGACAAACAUCUUAUCUCCAUCAGAAUAAAGGAAAAGAGUCGAAUUUGCUGGCAAUACAUGACUGACGAUGACGACAUUGGUUUUGCGAUUCAUUUUGAUCCGUCUUUUCAGGCAAACAACCUAACCGAAAUGGAAACCGUUUUCCCCUACAUACGUCUCGAAUGUACAAAUGUUCCUAUUUCCGGUCACUAUGUAGCAGAAAAAGCUGGAAAUUAUAUCAUCGAGUUCGACAACUAUUAUUCUUGGUUCUCGGCCAAGCAACUACGUUACAAUAUUGAAAUCGAAGAGCUGUAA